CCACACUUCAAAUCUUCUAUAGCCGAGAAACUCUUCAUUACUGUCUUUACCGUGAUAAAAAUGUAGGAGUUUCACGAGUCGCUGUUUUUUUGUGUUCAGGCUUUAGGUAUGUAGGCAAAGACCGGGCGCUAGUUCAGUGCUGGGCUAUCCCUGCCAAGCGCACGUAGGACAAAAAGAGAAGACGAGGGAAGAAAGAAAAGUCCGCAGGGUAGUUUUGGAGUUUAAAGUAAAGAAGCUAAGAGUCUCUGUCUGCAACUAGCAUCUGUACACGAGCGAGAAGAAAGUCUGUGAGGAGAGGACAGAAAAGUUUCGCAACUGAACGAGUAUCCUGUCUUGAUGAGGUACUGAGGAAUGCGCUGUUGUCAUGGAAACCCAGUCCCAGACCAGUUCUGCAGCAGAGAAGAAGAAGAAAGUGGAGACCAUCAUAGCCACCAAGAGCGCACCCACCUGCGCAGACAUUAGUGAGAAGGCUGUGGCCUCCAGCACUACCUCCAAUGAGGAUGACAGUUCAGGUUCCCCGUAUCAUCGUGAGAGGCAUAAUGCCAUCAGUAGGCAGGCCAUGGUUCUGGGCGUAUCAGGAAAACUGAGUGAGGAACUAUCCACCUCUACUGAAGACCGCCCUCCAUUAGUGAAGAAAGAGCUUCACAGCUCUCUGCCCCACCUGGUGGACCACACCCUGCCCUAUCGGGGGACACUGUUCGCCAUGGACCCUCGCAAUGGAUACCUGGACCCUCACUAUACGACACCUCAGUUCUUUCCUGCUUUUCAUCCUCCGGUACCAAUCGAUGAUAGACACACACAAGGCCGGUACAUUUAUGAACCCUCGCCAGUACCUCCGCUACACGUGUGAGUAAACGCACAAACUAACACAACUUUACUUAUGUCAAUUCCCAUGUGUAAAGCCACCAUGAAUGUAAUUAAAGCCACCUUCUAUCAAGUUUUAAAGAAAGACACUACAGGUAAAGCCAUUGUUUUUGGAAAAAUCAU
Molecule: messenger RNA, 987 nt
Organism: Sinocyclocheilus grahami
Lineage: Eukaryota; Metazoa; Chordata; Actinopteri; Cypriniformes; Cyprinidae
Product: transcriptional activator GLI3-like
Exons: 4
Coding region: 365-850 (161 amino acids)
Source: RefSeq, a predicted model, not a curated record